AUGAAACUAUUAUCCAUUACAUAUCUUGCGUUCGGCAUAUUUGUUCGUAAUGUGAUAGCACUGAAUGUUACCACCAUAGCAGAGUGUCCCACACUUAGUCCUAGAACUUCUCCUGCAAAAGAUAUAACCGAUCUCCGUGUGGAUGAUAUCAAAAUCUUUGGAGCAUUAGGUGAUAGUAUUAUGGCGGGAUUUGGUAUGAUACCUAUCAAUCCAGGGAUUUUGGGCUUCUUAAAUAUAAAUGCAUUGACUGAAUACCGUGGUUCAAGCUAUCUUAUGGGUACGGACAAGGAUGCUAUCACUGUCGCAAAUUUUAUCAAGCAUUAUAAUCCUAACCUCCACGGUCCAUCUACCGGGAGUCAUGUUAUGAGUUACGUCCGAGGAGAUUUUCCAGGCUUAUAUUAUGAGGACAAAGACUAUUUAAAUGCUGCGCAAACGGGAGCUAUGGCUAUGAACUUGAAUCAUGAAUUGAAUUAUCUUCUUCCAAAUUUGAAGGACCCGACUGUUGUUGGCACAUCGGCAGAACACGAUUGGAAGAUGAUAUCUAUUGCCGUCGGGAGCAAUGAUAUCUGCAGGUCCUGUAGUGAAGAAUUCGAUGCUGCAACCACAGCAGAUUUAUACGCACAUCAUAUAGAAACUGCAAUACAGCGUAUUCAAAGUGAAGUCUCAAACGUGAUUAUAAAUCUAAUGGGCAUGUUCAAACUGUCGGAUCUAGAUGACUUUUACAACAAAGAUCCCGAAUAUUGUAGUAACAGACUUCUAUUAAAACCCUGCGACUGCUUUUAUGCUCCAAACGGUUUAGAAAAAGUGGAGGCAAUGGUCAACGAUUACAACAUAAAGUUACAAGAAAUUGCUGACAAAUACCCAGCAAAACCUGGAUCCACAUUUGGUGUCAUGUUUACGCCGGUACCAUUUGAUAUCCUAUCUUUUCCUGCCAAUGCUUUAAGCAACAUUGACUGUUUCCAUCCUUCGGUUUUGGGUCAUCGAUGGUUCGCGAAGGCUUUUUGGAACCAGAUCUUUUUAAAUAAAGAGUUGAAACCGAUUACCGCUAAAUAUGAUAUGGAAGAACAGAUUUAUUGCCCUACAGACAACGACAGAAUACAAGUUUCAUAA
This is a messenger RNA of Mucor mucedo, 1110 nucleotides long. RefSeq lists its product as uncharacterized. Gene Ontology annotation, biological process: phospholipid metabolic process. Lineage: Eukaryota; Fungi; Mucoromycota; Mucoromycetes; Mucorales; Mucoraceae. The transcript is spliced from 10 exons. Bases 1 to 1110 code for a protein of 369 amino acids. Gene Ontology annotation, molecular function: glycerophospholipase activity. The record is from RefSeq and is a predicted model, not a curated record.